Penicillium longicatenatum is the source of this 804-nucleotide messenger RNA. Its product is annotated as glycosyltransferase family protein. The transcript has 2 exons. The coding region runs from base 1 to 804 and encodes 267 amino acids. Gene Ontology annotation, biological process: dolichol-linked oligosaccharide biosynthetic process. The record is from RefSeq and is a predicted model, not a curated record. NCBI's taxonomy places the organism in Eukaryota, Fungi, Ascomycota, Eurotiomycetes, Eurotiales, Aspergillaceae. Gene Ontology annotation, cellular component: UDP-N-acetylglucosamine transferase complex.
AUGGCCUUUUACCAGCUCCUAAUGAGGAUUAUCCUCCCCGCAGCAGCCAUUGUGAUCCUUGCAGGGAUUAUCAUUCUUUUUGCGCUCGCCUUCUCCCAAAAUGCUGUGAUUCCCAAGGUCCGUCGUCGGGGUACGCCAGUCCACCUGCUCAUCGUCCUUGGCAGUGGUGGCCAUACUACUGAGAUGUUCUUCAUGCUGGAAAAAGUCCUCGACUUAUCUGUUUACUCCUAUCGCACCUAUGUCGUGACCUCGGGGGAUCAGUUCAGCGCCGGAAAAGCCACAGAAUUCGAGGCCAAACAAGUCGCGCGCCAGAUGGAACAAAACAAGAAUCUCACCGAUACAGGCUCCUUUGAUGUUGUCACCAUUCCACGAGCGCGAAGGGUACACCAAUCAUACUGGACGGCUCCUUUCACCACAAUCCAGUCGUUUUGGGCCUGUCUCCUGGUUCUAUGCGGAAAAUAUCCUGAUCAACAGGGAUUGCCCUUGAAGUACACCUCGGCAUGUCCAGAUAUCAUUAUCACCAAUGGCCCUGCGGUCUCUGUUUGCAUGAUCGUCGCUGCUAAAACCCUCCGUUUCUUUAUUUUCAUCUCCCGUAUACUCUCCGGAAAGAAUUUUAAGCCAGAGAUCUCCAGGCUUCGGACAAUUUUCGUGGAAUCAUGGGCGCGGAUCAGCACUUUGAGCACCUCAGGAGUUUUGUUGCUUCCCCUUGCCGACCGAUUUCUCGUUCAAUGGCCUGGUCUAGCGGGCCGCCGGGCCUGGUGGGGGAUGAAGAAGACCUCCUAUGUCGGCUGGGCCGUGUUGUGA